Rubroshorea leprosula is the source of this 5269-nucleotide messenger RNA. Lineage: Eukaryota; Viridiplantae; Streptophyta; Magnoliopsida; Malvales; Dipterocarpaceae. The record is from the annotation of a GenBank genome assembly.
UCAAUAUGUAAUUAAAUAAAAUCAACCCAGAGAUAGAAAAAGAUGAGAGAGAGGUUUAGAGAGAGAGAGAGUGCUAGGGUUUGGACAAGGCGUCCGGCAGCUAGGGACAGCGGUAAUGGGCUCCGACGGUGGCUUCCGGGUUUUGGCAAGCAGUAUCUGGGUCAGGCGACUUCGUUUUUCUUCUAUGAUUUUCCAGAGGAUAGUUCUGCGAAGGAUCUAUGGUUUUGUUUUGGGUCAUAUGGGAAGGUAGCAGAUGUUUAUAUUCCGGCAAGGCGGGAUCGAAGAGGGCGUCGGUUUGGCUUUGUUCGAAUGUCAGAGGUUUCAAAUGUGACAGAAAUGGAAAGGAAAUUGAAUCAGAUAUGGUUGGGUUCCUAUCAUCUUAAGGUGAAGGUGGCAGACAGUAUGAAAAAAGGGAAGGAAGGGUCAAUGGUGAGACACAAAGCACAGAUUGAGAAGAAAUGGAUUAAGAGGGACAACAAGGUGAAUCCAAAGGUGACUUAUGCACAGGUGGUGACCGGGAAUAUGGCUGAAGUUGAGGAUAGAAAUUCUACGGCUAAUGCUUUACGACAUGUUUCGGCAUUAAAGGAGAAUGAGUCAAUAGGGAAGAGGGUUGUGGAGGAUGGCAUAAAAUCCAAAGGCUCAGAAGCGGAGCCGGAGACAAGGCACGACGGGUCAAUGAAGACAGUCUCAUUUGGUAGGACUGCGAUGAGAUGCUUAUCAAAACCUGAUUUGGUUUUAACUUUUUCUCCUACGGAGGAGGAGGGGGCAUGGUUGAAACGAAGUUGGGGGGCCAUGGUGAGAUCUUUAGAUAUGGUGAAGCAAAUUCAGAACAGAUUCAAUGUUGAUGGGGUUCGGGUUACAGUAGCUUUGUUAGGGGGUUGUCAGGUAGUUUUACUGGAUAAUUCGGAAGGAUGUCUUGAGGAAUUCAUAAAGGAUAAUCGGGAGUUGAUAGAUUAUUGGUUUGAAUGGAUUCAGCAAAGCAGCUUAACUACAAAGCCUCUAUUGAGUAGAUUGGUGUGGCUUCGGUUGACAGGGGUCCCUUUGAAAGCAUGGAGUGACAGAUGCUUCACGGAGCUAGGGGGAUUAAUUGGAGAGGUGAUUCUUGUGGAUGAGGAUACAAAGAGCAAAUCUUUCCUGUGUGAAGGUAGAGUGCUGAUAUUGAGCACGGAAAAAACCAAAGUUUCAACCAUAGUUAAGCUGCAGAUUGAUGGUGAAGAUUUUCCGGUUACUGUGGAGGAGGAGGAGUGGCGGAUGGACCCAGAUUGGUGGUUGGUUGGUGAACGGCGAAACCCAGCAUCAGAUUCCGAUUCAGAAGCUUCCAGUGACGGUUACAAUAAUUGUCAGUUAAAUGAGGACGGAUUUCUGGGCGAUGAAGUCGCUGAUUUGGCCGAGGAUCGCGCAGCAACGUCCCUUGACGUUCAUGUAAGUUUAAAUGAGCAAGGAGUUUUGGCGGAAAAAAGAUCGGGUGAGUUGAUUAGGGAACAUGGGCUUGGUGUGAAUGGGCCGGGUCUGGAUAACUUGAGUGGGCCAGAACUUGUUGAGAAUGGUCUGCAGCUGGCCGAAUGGGGUAUGUUGGAGCCAGCUGGGUCACAACUUUGUCGGAGGGAUCGGGUGAAGAAAUAUAAAUGUGUGGAGGAGAUAUAUGCUGGGGGCAGGGGAGUGAGGGAAUCGAGAGAAACAGAGGUGUCGUGGGUUAUGGAGAGAACAAGGCUUAGAAGGGAAAGAAAGGAAGCAGUUCAGAUGGCUGGGUCUUGGCAGGAAGUGCAGCGGGAAGCCUCUUUGUCCGAUGGUUGUAUUCAACAAAGAAAUCACGUGAUUAGGCAACAGAUGGAGGUAGAUGAGGUGCGCAGAUUAUUUGAGAUGGGGCAAAGGUUAGGAAUUCAGUGUCAACAGAAUGAAGCAGAGGUGUUCUCAAGGAUGACAGAUUUAGAAGAGAGGGAUGCUGCUCCUUGUGAUAAGAAAGAGAAGGCUUUGUUGUGGGAAGAGAUGGGGAGUUUAGUGUCGGAUCAGGGUGGGAGGUGGCUUUUAGCAGGGGAUUUUAACUCUGUUCGAAGUAUAAUAGAAAGGAAGGGGAGGUUAGGGGAGACUCAGGAUAUGGAAGAGUUUAAUCGAUUUGUGGAAGGGAAUGGUCUAAUUGAUGUCAAAUUGUUGAACAGGAAGUUUACUUGGUAUAGAUCUGAUGGAAGCUCAAUGAGUAGACUUGACAGAUUUUUGUUAUCUUCGGAGAUGAGUAUGUUGGAAAGAGAUUGGACACAAGUUGGGCCGUUUCGAGCUCUUGAUGUAUGGCAACAACACCCGGAGUUUAGAGAUUUUGUGGUGGCUAAAUGGGAAAAUUUGCAGAUGGAAGGCUGGGCAGCUUUCAAGUGUCACAAAAAGCUGCAAUUAUUAAAGGAGGAAUGCAAAAGGUGGAACAAGGAGGUGUUUGGAAAUGUGGAGGUAAGGUAUGAGAGUUUGUUGCAGCAAAUUGAGAUGUUAGAUAAAAAAAGUGAGGAGACUGAUCUAAAUGAGAAUGAGGUGAUGUUACGAAGGGUGUGUUCUCAGGAAGUUUGGGAAAUUUUACAGAAAAGAGAAGCGGUGUGGAAACAAAAAUCACGAGCCAAUUGGGUUCGCCUUGGGGAUGCAAAUACGGCAUUCUUUCAUAGAUGUGUGCAUGCACGACAAGCACAGAAUGUAUUAUCAGGCAUUUUAGGUGAGGGUGGGUGGGUUGAGGAACCUGAUCUGAUAAAGGCGGAGGCAGUGCGGUAUUUUUGUCAGUUAUUUCAGAAUAAACAGUGGAGUCGUCCAGUGAUGGGUGGGAUUCAAUUUCGUCGAAUUUCAGCUGAACAGAGGGAGUGGCUCGAAAGGCCUUUCUCAAUAGAGGAGAUUGAAGAAGGACUUCAUAGUUGUGAUGGCUCAAAGGCACCCGGUCCGGAUGGGUUUAAUUUUAAUUUCAUAAAGUUUGCGUGGAGCUCUUUGAAAGAUGAUUUCGUGAAUUUUAUGUGUGAAUUUCAUCAGCAUGGGAGGUUAGUGAAAGGCUUAAAUUCUUCCUUCCUUGCAUUAAUUCCUAAGAAAUUGAAUCCGCUUCAGUUUAAGGAGUAUAGGCCUAUUAGCUUGCUGGGGUGUUUGUAUAAAUUGUUGGCCAAGGCAGUUGGGGACAGCGUGCUAAUCUUGAAUGAGGUUGUGCAUGAGGUAAAAAGCAGAAAGCAACAAAGCUUUAUGUUUAAAGCUGAUUUUGAGAAAGCUUAUGAUUGUGUGGAUUGGGGUUUUCUCGAUUGGAUGAUGGAUAGUAUGGGCUUUGGGGAUAAAUGGAGGAAAUGGAUCCGGGAAUGUCUCUCAACUGCGAGGAUAUCGGUGUUAAUUAAUGGAAGUCCAACGAAGGAAUUCUCUGUUUCCAAAGGCCUCCGUCAAGAUGAUCCUUUGUCCCCUUUUCUGUUUUUAUUGGUUGGAGAAGGUUUGUGUGGGCUGGUCAAAAAAGCUGAGGGUGAAGGGCUGUUGAGAGGGGUAGAGAUUGGAAGGGGAGGGGUGGUUUUGUCGCUAUUACAAUUUGCAGAUGACACAGUGUUCAUCGGGACAGCUGAUGCAGAAAAUGUUAGAGUUGUGAAAGCUAUCUUGUUUUGGUUUGAACUGAUCUCUGGGUUAAAGAUAGAUUUUAGCAAGAGUCAUCUGUACGGUUUUAAUAUUUCGGAGGGUUGGUUACAAGGGGCAGCAGAUAUGUUACACUGUGGGGUGGGCAAAGUGCCUUUUAUAUACUUGGGUUUGCCAGUAGGAGGAAAUCCGGGGAGGAAAAGGUGUUGGAAGUCGAUAAUAGAGCGGUUUCAUCAAAAGUUAGCCACUUGGAAGAGCCCAUUACUGUCCUUUGGAGGCCGGAUUACCUUAAUAAACUCGCGGAAUUUUUUCUGGGGUGGUGUGAGUUUGGCUAAAAAGAUUCCAUGGGUUAGUUGGGAGUGUAUGUGUGCGGAGAAGGGGAAGGGGGGUCUAGGAGUGGUUGAUUUAGAGAGAAAGAAUGGGGCUUUGUUGGGGAAAUGGUGGUUUCGUUUAGGAGAUGGUUUGGAUAGCUUAUGGAAGAGGAUGAUUUGGGGAAAAUAUUAUGGGGGUAGGAGGGAGAGGGAUGUCACUUCCGUUGAGUGUUUGAAUAUGUCUCGGAUUUGGAAGGAUAUUGUGUGUUUGGGUAGUAGAUCGGAGCGAUUUACAAAGAUGAAGGAAGGGGUAUUGAAGGAUAUGGGUGGUUGGUGUGGAGAUAAUUGGGUGUGGGAGUGUAGGUGGCGGUGUGGAAGUAGAGGGAGGGCUGCAGAAGAGGAAGAAAUUUUUCGGGCAAUGAUUAAUGGAUUUACGUUGCGGAUUGAUAGGGAGGAUGUUUGGAAAUGGGUGCAUAGUAGUGAUGGUUGUUAUUCGGUGAAGGCAGCUUAUGAGUUCCUAACACCAACUUCUUGUUUUGUUGAGGAGAAAUGGGCUAAGGUGAUUUGGAAUAGAUAUGUUCCUUCAAAAGUGAGUGUGUUUGGGUGGAGACUGUUUUUGAAUAGGUUAGCGACGAAGGAGAAUUUAUGUAAGAGAGGAAUUGUGUUGUCAGGGGGUGAUAAGGGAUGCGUGUUCUGUCAUGAGGGGGAGGAGCAUCUUCAUCAUAUUUUCUGUGGGUGUAAAAGGGUAUGGUUAGUAUGGAUGAAGGUUUUGGGGUGGUGGGAGAUUCAGGGUGUUUUACCAAAUGAUCUGUUUAGUUGGGUGGAGUUAGUGGUAUUUGAGAUAGGUGGAGGUGUUUUGAAGGAAUUAGGUGCUCUAAUGUUUUUGGUUACGGCGUGGUUUAUUUGGUAUUGGAGGAAUUUGUAUGUGUUUAGGUCAGAGGGUAUGUCUGAAGAGCAAUUAUUUGAGUCUAUUCAAGCAAAAUCUUUUUCAUGGCUCAAGAAUAAGGAACCAGGGUGUGUGUUUUCAUAUACGGAUUGGAUGUUGAGGCCAAGGGAGUGCAGGGAGGCUAUUGUGCAACAUCGCAAGAAUUUAAAGAGUGCAAGGAAUUUGCAAUCGGGAGCAGACUGGAUGAGAGCGGAUCAGGAAGGGUAACGUUUUUCAAGUGCGUUGGUGGUUUUUGCUACGUUUGGAUUUUGGGUGCUGGAAGGUGUUGACUAAGCUGCAGAGGCAAGUGUAUGAUGUUUUUAUGCUACUUUGUUCUCGGUUUCUGCUAUGUUUGCAUGAUGGUUAUAUUUGAGGUUUUGCACUUUUUGUGAUAUUGUGCUUUUUUGGAAUUAGUGUAUAUGGGCAAGAGUACCCCUUGUGCUCUAUAUAAUAAGAUUCGUUUUUGCUG